AUGUAUAAAGCCCUCUUGAAAUCAGGCCAAACCAUGUCGUCGCCUUCUUUGCUUCUCAGCCUCUCUUCCAAGCCCUCUCUCCGCAAACUUGCCCUGUUCUUCUCCUCAUCUCUACUUUACACACUUCCACAGAGAUGCCAACCCCUUCGGACGUUCUCCUCCACCUCCACCUCCACCACCACCAACCCUAACUUGUUGUAUCGUGUCACCCGUUGUGGUGAUGAAGACUCCCCAGGUGGAAUGACACAGCUCCACAUGUUUGACCCGGUCAAAGAAGAACACAUCAUCGUCGGUGAUAAGCCAUUUCCCCAAGAGUUGGUUUGUUCUGCGCUGGUGGGAAGUUCCCAUGGAUGGGGAGUUUAUCUAAGGGGCGAUCGUUCUAUACUAAUCAGUGACUUCUGCAACCCCUUGAAAUUUAAAUCAAAACCCAAGUUCAUCCCUCAGCUUCCUAGGCCUGAUCUAGUUAGUUGUCAAUCUGACCUUGUAACUGGCGUGGCAAUGUCCUCUUCUCCCGUUGAAGAGGAACAAGACUACCUUGUGGCUGUCAAGUAUGCGGGACGUCUGGUGAGUGUAUAUAAGCCGAGUGACACUAAGGCGAUCCAUCUCACUUUGCCUUAUAGUAUGUCCAAAGCAGCAAGUCAUUAA
Eruca vesicaria subsp. sativa (arugula) is the source of this 645-nucleotide messenger RNA. NCBI's taxonomy places the organism in Eukaryota, Viridiplantae, Streptophyta, Magnoliopsida, Brassicales, Brassicaceae. The record is from the annotation of a GenBank genome assembly.